Diorhabda carinulata is the source of this 6191-nucleotide messenger RNA. It is a transcript of the gene RhoBTB, whose product is annotated as rho-related BTB domain-containing protein 1. The transcript is spliced from 11 exons. Gene Ontology annotation, molecular function: GTPase activity; GTP binding; protein binding. The coding region runs from base 472 to 2484 and encodes 670 amino acids. The record is from RefSeq and is a predicted model, not a curated record. Gene Ontology annotation, biological process: small GTPase-mediated signal transduction. Lineage: Eukaryota; Metazoa; Arthropoda; Insecta; Coleoptera; Chrysomelidae.
AUAGGUUGGUAGUUCUGAAUUUUCCAAGUCAGUCUAGCUCGAACACUACAGCCAGGCGGAAUUAUCGGCUAUCCAUAAAAUGUUUAUUGUGAUGUUCGAAAUGCUACACAUUCGAGAUUUUUCAUUAAAUUGGUGAAUCUCAAGGAUCAAUUAUCAUCGUUGAAGUGUUGACUACCAAGGAAAUAUUUUGCUUACAAGUUGCCGAGGAGGAGGUACGAGCUAUACAGAGGAUGAUCAAACAUAUUCCAGCUCAACUUGCCCGGCGCUUCUUCUGCAUUGCGCGAUGCAAUUUCUUAAUGGUCUCACAGUAAACAUGUGCGUUGAUUGUUUGGCGUCGAGUUGACUCAGAGUAACUUCCGCGAAUGCUGGUAACUGCUGCUGAUAGUAGCUAAGGGGAUGAUGAUGAAGAGGGGAUGUAUUCCCAAUCCGAUUAUUGAAAAGAAUAAGAGAAUGGGGGACACGGUGUGAUGGAUGUCGGCGCCGUCGUGGUCUUGGGGAAUGGAUAAUGAACAACCCCACCAGGAGUUAGUCAAAUGUGUGGUGGUUGGCGAUACAGCCGUCGGUAAAACUCGACUAAUUUGCGCUCGUGCUUGCAACAAACAAGUUUCUUUGGCUCAAUUAUUAGCUACUCACGUACCCACAGUAUGGGCUAUCGAUCAAUAUCGGAUCUACAAGGACGUUUUGGAGAGAUCAUGGGAAGUAGUGGACAGCGUCAACGUCAGUUUGAGGUUGUGGGAUACUUUCGGAGAUCACGAAAAAGACAGAAGAUUUGCGUACGGGAGAUCAGACGUGGUACUAUUAUGCUUCAGCAUCAACAGUCCCAUAUCCCUGAGGAAUUGUCGAUUGAUGUGGUAUCCGGAAAUUCGUCGUUUUUGUCCCAGUACUCCCGUCAUUUUAGUAGGAUGCAAGAGCGACUUGCGGUACAUGUACCGCGACGAAGCGUAUCUGAGUUAUUUCAGAGACCGCAGUCCAUUCGUACGGGCGACACGAAAAAGCGAUCUGGUGAUGCCGGACGAAGCUCGAGACGUCGCCAGAGAGCUCGGUCUCUAUUAUUACGAAACUUCGGUACUUACUUAUUACGGAGUUAACGAAGUAUUCGAAAACGCUAUAAGAGCCGCUCUCAUCGCCAGAAGAGCGCAACGGUUUUGGAUGACAAAUUUGAAGAAAGUGCAAAGGCCGUUAUUACAGGCACCGUUUAAACCACCUCCUCCUUUAAAACCCGAAAUUCAUAUCGCUCCAGGAUCUUACGGAGAUCACUUGCAACAUCUUUGGUUAAGUAGGAUUCACACCGAUGUCGUAUUAGUAGUAGGAUCCAUGGGAUUCCCAGCGCAUCGUUUUAUUCUGGCAGCGUGUAGUAGAGCUUUCUAUAGACUUUUGACGGCGGAUUUACUGGCUCGUAGCACUAGCGAUUCCAGCAUGGUUAGUUCCUUAGGUGAUUUCGCAGAUGAAACCGAAUGCCUCGUCAGGGCUGAACAGAAAACGUGCAAGAGAAGAGCUAGUUGUCAAGCUUUACCUACUGCCAGAGAAUUAGACCAUCCAGCAUUUCAAUGCAUCAGGAACGUUCAACCAGAAGGACAGACGGUUGUUACUUUAAGUAAACUAGUAACUCCUGAUGCGAUGCAUCAAUGUCUUCAGUUCGCUUAUACUGGCACGGUAGACAGGAGCGCUUUGAAUUUACGGGAAACAAGGGAAGCGGCCGAAUUUCUCGAACUGCCUCAACUGUUGGUUCUACUAACCAAACACCCGUUCGUAGCGCCCGAUCCUCCCGACGAAAGCUACGAGAAUUUUCUCAAAAGAAGAUUACAGGACAUCUGUUUGGAUCAAGGGGUUUUCGCCGACGUCAUAUUCGAAUUAGACGAUGGCGUAUGCACCGCUCACAAAGCUAUGUUGGCUGCCAGAUGCGACGUGAUGAAAGCAAUGUUCAGAGGAGAUUUUAGAGAGAGCCAAGCUAAAGUGAUCGAAUUUCCAGGAGUUAGAGAAUACACGUUCCACAAAUUACUUUGUUUUCUAUACACGGACGAAGUACCAGAAGUAUCAGCCGUUCGAUGCGUCAAUUUACUAGAACUAGCGAACAGAUUAUGCCUACCAAGGAUGGUAAAUUUGGUAGAAAAGAGAGUUAUAGAGGAUUUGGAAACGUUACAACCGUCUGAGGCGAUCGAACAAUGUUUAAGACUGUUAGAACCGGUUAAGUUGCAUAAUGGACAUCAGCUAGCAGAUUGGUGCAUGAACCACUUAUGCAUUAAUUACAACAAGUUAUGCAGGAUGUCCCCUCGAAGUUUACGUCUAUUACACCCCGAUAACCAGGCUUAUUUGAUAGAACAUCGUUGGCCGCCGGUUUGGUAUCUUAAAGACUAUGAUUACUACCAAAAAUGUUUGGCGGAACGCGAUAAAGAACUGAAACCGGCCAGUAAUACGAGUUCGAGUUGUUUGUGUUUUUCUCGUAAAUCAGAGUCGGACCCGGCGUUAUCCUCGAGCCAACUCUGACCUUGACUGUCGCUAGAACUAUUCAAAACUCGUAUGUUACUACAAGAAAGUUGGAUUAAAUUGAGCAAUAUUUUUUCGGAGCAUUAUGCAGACAUUUUUAAACUACUCGUUUCAAGUUUUAUACUUACGAAAACCGAGAAACAAAUAACUUUUUUGUAGUAAUAUAAUCAAUCGUAUCUAAUAAGUCUAAUAAGAUAAGGAUGUGCAGGUAUGCCGUAGAAUAUUUGCUCCAAUAUAAAUAUCGAGUGGUAUGAUAAAAAUGUAUUUUUUUCAAAAAUUCCUACAUUUUUUAAAAUCAACUCUCAAUUUUAUGUAAAUCGUACUAAAGAGAUUUAAUGACAUGGGGCAAAAUUAAUAUAAAGUAGAAAUGUAGGGGGUCUUCCAUCACGUGACGUACUACAAGACAUACGUAAUAGUUUCUUUGGAAUGAAAAUUACAAUGUUUAUUUCACUACUUAUUAGUGGUAAAUAGUGUUAAUCAUUUUAAUUUCUUUAGGAUGGUAAUAUAUUUAAUGAAACGCCGAUUUUCAAGCUGUUUAGAAAAUUUUCUAUUUAAGACCUACAGCCUAUCCCAAAAAUACGUUCUAAUUUGAAUCAGUUUCAUUUUGAUUUAGUUGGUAAACUUUUAUGAACUAUGUAAAUAUAUAAAAUCCAAGUAAUCCUGCAAAAAAUCAGAUCUCCAAUAUUACCAGGAGGGCUAAUAAUAAUUUUGGAUUUUGUAACUUAUCCUCUCAGAAUAUCGAUAUUUUUAUUAAAAGUGUUUUGUUAUAUAUGUCAUGUUAACCGAAUAAUUGAAAAAGAUAAAUUUCUUUUUUAAUUAUGAAUUAAUAAAAAGUCUGCCUUCGGAAUAUUAGAUUAUUUCUAUUGAUUCGACAGAAAUUUUGAUUUUAUUCAUAGUUGCUGACUUAUUAGUCACAUGAUGGAAGACCUCCACCAUUUCUACUUUAUAAACUAUAUUUUUUUUAUAUAUUUAUUUAUAGAAAUUAAAAAUAUACAUACUUCAGUUAUACUGUACAAUGAGUAUUACUGUUGCUACGUUUUUUACAUAAAAAUUCUAGAAAUUGUUACUUCUUACUCUGAUUAUUUCUUAUAAAUCUCCAUUUUGACACUAUUUUUUAUCAUUACAUAAUCAAAUAGGAUUGUAUUAAAAUAAACAUACUGUAAUUCAGUUCUUAAUUUCGUAUUGGGAAUAUAUUUUAAAAUAAUUGAAGUAUAGUUGUCAAUUAUAGGUUAAAAUAAUCAUAUUUUUGCUUUCCUUGUGAAUAAAAAGCAGUCAUCCCUUAUAAUUGAUCAAUAAUUUAAUUAAACAACAUAUUUUAAACAUACCACUCAAGAAUGCACAUUACAAUUAUAAGUAUUUUCUCUCUUAUAAAAAACUAGACUGACCUGUCUUCAACUAUUUUCUUUAUAUACCUAGUUGUUCUUAAAGUCAAUUUAUGAUUAAUUAAUAUAAAGUAAGAACAUGAUAUAUCUCUAAGAAAAACCCAAAAACGAGUACAAACUAUUUGAGUUUGUUGUUUUUCUAAAUACAAUUUUCUAAUAAUAAUAUUCAUUGAUACUACAUCUGAUUCACAUUAAAUCCAUUAAAUAAAGAAAGCUUACCUUUCUCCAGUUUAUUUAUCUUUUUUCAUAUCUUAUUUAUUUUGAGGAUGUGGACACAAAAAUACAUGUGAGGUGUAAUUAAUUGUUAGUUUUUGAAAUAUUUGUAACAGAAAAAUUUAACCUAAUGUUAUACAACAAUAUUAUUAUUUAUCGUCUUCUUUUUUAUUAGAUCAUAGAAUUUUACGGAGCAAUAAUCAUAUUUAGAGAACUUGAAUAACGAGAAAAUAGUUCUUGGGGUAAAAAUUGCAAAACCAACUUUUAUUAAUACCCCUUCCCUUUUGUAUCGACAUAGAUAUGUCUGUCUAGUUUUCAAUAACUUCUUAUUACACAAUAUAAUAAGACUAUUUGUUCAUGUUUUUUACAGUGUACUUUCUAUUUCAGUGAAUAUUGAAUUCAUAUUACUUUUGAAUAAAGGGUGAUUCAGUCUGAUAAUGUUAUAUAAUAAGAUUGAGAAUAAAUUUAUAUUCAUCUAAAAUUCAUAUUUAUACAGGAAAAACUUGAAACAUUCUUUAUACCAGAAGUAAAGUAAACUUUGCGAAAAUGAUGUUAUUGUAGAUAAUACUGGUUCUAGAAUAGGAACUUUAGAAUUAAUUAGAAUAUCUACAGUAAAACAAUAAAAUAAAAAGCAUUAUCUACCUUAACAUCAUAUUUUAUUUAUUUGAUAGAAAGACAAUUGUGGAAUAUUGGAUUUGUGUCAUUAAAAAAUACAUAGGUCGUUUGUAACUGUAUAGCUAUAAAAAAAUGGUGAAAUUGACAAUUUUUAUAAAAAAGAAGAAACUGGAAACAGUAGAGUUGUGAUUCCCAUUAAUUGCAAUAAGGUAUUUAUCAAUUAAACGAUGAAAAAAUGGUAUAAAUAUCUAACUGGAUUAUGAAACUAUUCAAAUUUAUCUGUAUUAGAACUUAGAAGCUAGCGAGUUACAAUUAUUUGUGAUUUUUAAUGACACAUUAAUAUAUUUUCUGAGUAGAGGACACUUUGGUUGAAAACAUGUAAGUUGAAGUCAAUUGGAAAAUCUACUGUUAGAAACUAUUUUAAGCUAUUUUUCUAUAACAUAAUCCUUCGAUCCUUUUUUGACAAAUCUAUGAUAACAAUUUUUAAUUGUAGAAUACUUUUAGUUUUCAAAUAAACCAAUUUAAUUAUUCAUUAUAUAAAAAAUUCAUUCUUUUUUGUAUUGUUUAUUCAUUUCAAUCUUCAAUAUUGAACAAUACUCGUGCAAUAAGCACAAUUUCCGCCACUUUUUGAUCUAUUAUACAUCUUUGUUUGCAAUAUUCUUAUUGAAAAUAUAAUCAUUGGUGUGUAAUGAAGAAUUUGACACAGUGUGGGUGCCACAUGUUUUUGUAUACCCUCCUGUGUAUAGAAACAUACUUUCACAUUGUUAUUGCUGUUGUACCUUUGGAGUCCCAAAAUGUAACAUUCAGAUAUGAUUUUUUUAAUACCUUAUCACAUGUCAUGUUAAUGGAGAAGAUUUUGAACCACAAGAAUUUAUUUUAAAACUUGUGUUACAAGAAGCAUCAUCACGAUACCUCUUUAUUUUUUUAUGCUUGUGACAUGCACAAUAUUACUCAAGUUCUAUCGACAUUUUCAUAGAUUAUUGCAUAUGAAGAUAGUUAAUUUUGUACUUCAUCCUCAAUCGACCCCAUUCCUUUUAAAAAUGCUUUAAACCAACUAAAAGCUUGUACCCCUUGUAAAAGGAUGUUGAGAAAGCUAGGUUGGAGCUGUAUAGAGGAUAACUGAAAAAUUUCCAGAUAAAAUCCUGUCAUUAAAGAAAACCAACAUUGAGUUGUUUCUUUGAUUUUCCGAUCAUUUUCUUUUUGAAAUUUUAUAAAUAUAUCUCGUACUUUUGGUAAAUUAAGAGAAUCGGUUAUUGUUUUAGUGGUUAAAUUUAGUAAUUAGAAACAUAUCAACUGAGAUUUGUAAAAAGGAUCUUAGUAUCAGUAUUAAAAAAAUGUUUCUUUAAAUGGAAUUAUCAAAAAUUUUAUUUUGGUUUCCACAACUUUAUAAUUGUUAGAAGAUAGAUAAUCUACACGUAUUCCGAAAACACAUUUACCUAAUCAACAAUCAUGUAUGUGUGCAAUAAUUUGCUAUUCUAAUAAACAUUUUUAAUAAAA